Beauveria bassiana ARSEF 2860 is the source of this 3081-nucleotide messenger RNA. Its product is annotated as lipase-like protein. NCBI's taxonomy places the organism in Eukaryota, Fungi, Ascomycota, Sordariomycetes, Hypocreales, Cordycipitaceae. The transcript is spliced from 5 exons. Bases 1 to 3081 code for a protein of 1026 amino acids. Gene Ontology annotation, molecular function: oxidoreductase activity. The record is from RefSeq and is a predicted model, not a curated record.
AUGGUGCAACCUUCUCUCGGGGCCAUUGUUAGCUCUGCCCUGCUAGGGUCGAUUGGCGGCUUCGACUCUGCUUCUGCGCCAGAUGUUGCCGGCCCAGCGCCCGUGGUCAACUUGACAGGUAUCGGGCAAUACCAAGGAAUCCGCUUGUUCGAGAGCAUCAGUGGCUCCAAGCUACCACACUCGGUGGAUGCCUGGCUUGGCAUCGACUAUGCUCUCCAGCCAGCGGGUGACCGACGAUUCAAGCCCGUGGAGCAGCCGCCCGAACAAUUUGAUGGCAUGAGAGAUGCAGCCAGCUUCGGCCCCAUCUGCACUCAGGACAAGACCUACGAGUACAAAGAUCAGCAAUCGGAAUCUUGUCUCAAUUUCAACGUCUAUCGACCAGCGGGUAUUCCAAUGACCCAGCGACUUCCGACACUGGUGUGGAUUCAUGGCGGUGCCUUUUCCUUGUACUCGGGACGGACUAUGGACGGCGGCUCCUUCGUAGCAUCGUCGGAACAGCCAGUGAUGGUAGUCACCUUCAACUACCGACUGAAUUCUUUGGGAUUCCUACCAAGCAGUCUUUUUGAGAGGCUCGGCUUGUUGAAUCUCGGGCUAAGAGACCAGCACUUUUUUCUGCAAUUUCUACAGACUCAUCUGCACUCGUUUGGCGGCGACCCAGACCAGAUUACACUCGGUGGUCUGUCUGCGGGCUCACACUCUGCAGCAUUUGAGUAUUUCCACAACUAUGGGCAAGAUGAAGACGCGCCUCUAUUUGCGCGCGUGCUGCUUCAAUCUGGCGCAAUCACGGCGCGGGCAUUUCCCGACAUUACCUAUCCUCGAUACGAGAGCGAUUUCGAGAGGCUAAUGCAUCACAUCGGUUGCAGCAUUGAUGAGAGCGACGAAGCGCAGAUUCGUUGCUUGCGUGAUGCACCGAUAGAUGAGAUUGAGCAAAUCAGCUCCAAGAUAUAUGCAGAGGCCGAGAGUAAUUUGAAUUGGCCUUGGCAGCCCGUGGUAGGCGGGCCACGCUUGGAGCGGCCCGGCUCCCAGGGCUACCGCGACGGGACUUUUCAUCAAGUACCAAUCAUCAGCACCCACACAACCGACGAGGGAAAAUACUACACUCCCGGCCAUCUUGAGACAAAUGACGAUUUUAUUCGGUUUUGGCAAAAUCUCAGCCCGAAUCUCAACGUCACGGACCUUGCCAUCUUGAACGAACUAUAUCCAGACCCGGUGGCGCAUCCAGACUCGGCAUGGGCCCAAUCACCAAAUAGCACCCAGUAUAAUCGAGUGUCCGGGUCGUGGUCAGACAUGGCCUACAUCUGCCCGAGCCGAGCGACGGCUUCUACAACCUCCAACAAGGGCGUUGCUACGUGGCGACUGCGCUUCAACACGCCAGGACAUCCUCUCGAAGCUCAUGGCUGGCGAGGUAUCCCCCACGCCUCGGACGCUGCAUACAUCUGGAACGAGCCGACAGUUCCGUUUCCAGAGGUGGCGCGCAUGUAUCACGCCUACAUGGCAAGUUUUGUAGCAGCGGGCGACCCAAACAAGUUUCGCCUUGAUGGAUCGCCGGAAUGGCCGCAGUACAAAGCUAGCGACAGGCUGAAUGGUGGUUGCUGCCCUGAGCAACUUGCUAAAAUGGCCAUGAAAAUACCAGUAUCCGAGGUGCGCAAGCAUAGCAGCUCUGACAGUUGCUGGAUCGUGGUUGAUGGCCAUGUCUAUGACAUGACUAGUUUUGCGCCAACUCAUCCAGGGGGCGCACAAAUUAUAUAUCGCUAUGCCGGAAAGGAUGCCACAGAUCAGUACAAUGCAGUACAUGCACCAUCGCUCAUCUCAAAGACGCUGGACUCUGAUCAUCAUGUCGGCAGGCUGGAUGAGACGUCGGCUCCCAAAGACUGGACAUCAAGUAAAUCUAAAGGUCCCGCCGAGUCCGCAGGCGCGAGAUAUCCGCUGUCCAGUAUCAUCAACCUUUACGAUUUUGAAGCCUCGGCAAAGAGCUCAUUCAGCCCAAAGUCAUGGGCGUACGUCAAAAGUGCAUCCAAUGACUGCAUCACAAGAGAUGCCAACAUUGAGAUGCUCAAGAGAAUCUGGUUCCGGCCCGCUGUCAUGCGAAAUGUAGCAAGCGUCAAUACAGGCACCUCACUUUUCGGGUGCAACCUUGACAUACCCGUCUACAUCUCGGCUGUUGGUACUGUCCGCGCAGCUCACCCCCAAGGUGAGCUAGCCUUUGCCAGAGGCGCCGCGUCGUCGGGCAUUGUUCACUGCAUCUCAACGUCGGCCUCCUAUCCCCGCGAGGAAAUUCUCGACGCAACACCCAAACACGCUUGGUUCCAGCUCUACGUGGAUAAAGACCGCCGAAAGACGGAGCAGUUACUGCAGCUCCUCCAGAAAUCUGGUAAAAUCAAGGCGUUAUUCGUGACGGUGGACUUGGCUGUCGUGUCAAAGCGUGAAGAGGACGAACGUGCCAAUCAAGGACCGAUUGAUGGGCUUGGAGUGCCAGACAACAAGGGCGCCGGGCUUGCGCGACAGUCUGCCGCAUUCAUUGAUCCUGAAUUGUCGUGGGCGGAUAUACCUUGGAUUCGAAAAUUCUCAAAUCUUCCCAUCAUUGUCAAAGGCAUUCAAAGAUGGGAGGAUGCGCAAAUGGUAAUUCAGCAUGGCUGUAAUGGCAUUGUUGUGAGCAACCAUGGUGGCAGGGCGGCCGAUACGGCACAGCCUGCGAUAAUCACGUUGCUCGAACUGCACAAAAACUUACCGGAAGCGUUUGACAAACUCACUAUUCUCAUAGACGGGGGCUUUAGACGAGGCUCAGACGUUGUCAAGGCCAUUUGUCUUGGGGCGUCUGCCGUGGGCCUGGGCAGAUCGUUUAUGUACUCUGUCAAUUACGGAGAGGCGGGCGUAGUGCAUGCCACGAGCUUGCUGCGUGAAGAAAUUGCGACGGCAAUGAGGCUCUGCGGCAUGACGAACCUAAUGGCCGAUGCCAGCCCCCGCUUCCUCAAUACAAAAUUGGUGGAUGGCUAUGUGGCGGAUCGCGAGCACGAGUACUUGCGGGAGCCGAAAAGAGUCAUUUCGAAGAUGAGACUCUCGCGUUACGCUCGAGAUGAAUAA